ACAAAGGAAUGUUAUGAUUAUACAAUAUAACAAGUGAUUAUGAAUUGCUAGUAUUCAAUACACUAUCGGAUGUCUACCGAAAAUAACGCGACGGAAGGUUGGAUUCUGGAGCAGAAUUGCCGGCCCGAGUGGCCGCGAUGGACAUGUCUUACCGCAAACGUAUGUGGCCUGUGCAGCACCGCUAUAUGGUUUAUCGUCCUGCUGCCACAAGUGUGGAAAAACUUCCAGCGCCGAUCCGUUCGCGGUCUCAGUGUUCUUUGGGCAACUGCUAACUUUACGGCGUCGCUGAUCAAUCUUUUCUUCGUGUUCCUGUACAUACAAGUUCCGUUGUACUCCCAGAUUAGCUCUGUGUACUCACCAAUACUGGAGAUCACUUUGCUAGUGCAAUUUUGGAUGUACGGAACGCAAAACCGGAAGGAAAAGAUCUUCUAUGCAGCGGGCUGCCUCCUACUCUGGGUAGCCGUUGUUGCCGUGGAGAUCAUUUUCCACCUAGAAGAUUUUGUGGAAUACGCGGCAAUCGCGCUCUGGAGUAUCGAAACCUUUCCACAGGUUAUCCUGAACAUGAAGUUACAGUCCACUAGUGGACAGGCGACCAGCUCCGUUGUCAUAGCGAUGGUUGGCAAGACAACCGACUUUCUAUCAACAAACGGUCUGGUGAUGCCACUGCAGUACGUCAUUAUGUGCUACUUCUCAACAAGCGUUGCUUACGUUAACGGUAUCCAAGUUGCCUAUUACUAUGGCAACGACUUUCUCUUACAGGACCGGAAGUUACAAUCAGAUAUAAGAAUCGACUCUAUGACCGCAAGAAAUGUGAAUGGAACACCGAAAACAGGCAUGGAAAAAGCAAAUGAAGUAAACAACAUGUCGGACACAAAUGACAACAUUAAAAGCAACUCAUUUGAGAACGUUGCUCGAGCAACAAGUAUUUGCAUUCUUUUCGUUUUGCUGGCCGGUUGUGUGGUGGGAUUUUGUUUCAACCUUCAGUCCUUUUUUGGACUAUUUGGACCGAUUUUCAUUUUGUCUGUUCUUGUUGCUGCAAAGUUUUACAUUAACUUUUGUAAUAGAAAGUCUUAUAAAGUCAGGGCCUUUUUAACUAGACGGUAAAUUUGUAUUCGAAUUGCUUGUGAACAUGAUUUUUAAUAUUAAUCGCUAAAAACGACGCAAUGCAAUACCAGGUUUUUAAUUUGUGCCGGAAAUCAUGAAAUUUGGCAACUUUGUGUUUAUUGGUAUGUAAUACUGAGAUUGACCUUGCCUUAUUCGUACCCUAAAUCCCCUUAUUCAAUAUACCAAGUUUAGUCAUUUUAACGUCAUUCUUCUAGUUGUUGGUAAAAAACUGUUAUAUCCGUGCUGGCAUUGUAUUUUAUUCGAUUUAUAUAUCCAUUCUAUGUUACAUACAUUCUAUGUUAUUCGGCUUAUUCAAUUCGAAUGUUCUUGACAUUGACCACCGUAACCCCAAAUGCAAUCCCGUAGUACACCAAUAGCAAUAAAUGUCUACACAUGAGUUUCAAAGACAACAACUUGCAUCCUUAUCUAUUCCUUUCUACCUAAAGCUAUUGAGCAGAAACCAGUUUUCGA
Molecule: messenger RNA, 1575 nt
Organism: Mya arenaria
Lineage: Eukaryota; Metazoa; Mollusca; Bivalvia; Myida; Myidae
Exons: 2
Coding region: 70-1104 (344 amino acids)
Source: RefSeq, a predicted model, not a curated record